Molecule: messenger RNA, 5995 nt
Organism: Enhydra lutris kenyoni (northern sea otter)
Lineage: Eukaryota; Metazoa; Chordata; Mammalia; Carnivora; Mustelidae
Product: NIMA related kinase 9
Exons: 22
Coding region: 118-3084 (988 amino acids)
Biological process (GO): protein phosphorylation
Cellular component (GO): centrosome
Molecular function (GO): protein kinase binding; protein kinase activity; ATP binding
Source: RefSeq, a predicted model, not a curated record
CAUGGAGCCUCGCGGGUUUGCGGGGCUGACGGAGCCUCGGGCCGGCGUCUGAAGCGAGAGAGGCGUAGCGCGGCCAGCGCCACUGGGGACACGCAGGCCGGUCCCGCAGCCGCCACCAUGUCGGUGCUGGGCGAGUACGAGCGACACUGCGAUUCCAUCAACUCGGACUUUGGGAGCGAGUCCGGGGGUGGCGGGGACUCGGGCCCGGGGCCCAGCUCCGGCCCGGGGCCACGAGCGGGCGGCGGCGCGGCGGAGCAGGAGGAGCUGCACUACAUCCCUAUCCGCAUCCUGGGCCGCGGCGCCUUCGGGGAGGCCACGCUGUACCGCCGCACCGAGGAUGACUCAUUGGUUGUGUGGAAGGAAGUUGAUUUGACCCGACUGUCAGAGAAGGAACGUCGUGAUGCCUUGAAUGAGAUUGUUAUUCUGGCGUUGCUGCAGCAUGACAAUAUUAUUGCCUACUACAAUCACUUCAUGGACAAUACCACUCUGCUGAUUGAGCUGGAAUAUUGUAAUGGAGGGAACCUGUAUGACAAAAUCCUUCGUCAGAAGGACAAGUUGUUUGAGGAAGAGAUGGUGGUGUGGUACCUAUUUCAGAUUGUUUCAGCAGUGAGCUGUAUCCAUAAAGCUGGAAUCCUUCAUAGAGAUAUAAAGACAUUAAACAUUUUUCUGACUAAGGCAAACCUAAUAAAACUUGGAGAUUAUGGCCUAGCCAAGAAACUUAAUUCUGAGUAUUCCAUGGCUGAGACACUUGUGGGAACUCCGUAUUACAUGUCUCCAGAGCUCUGCCAAGGAGUAAAAUACAAUUUCAAGUCUGAUAUCUGGGCAGUAGGCUGUGUCAUUUUUGAACUGCUUACAUUAAAGAGAACAUUUGAUGCUACAAAUCCACUCAACUUGUGUGUGAAGAUUGUACAAGGAAUCCGGGCCAUGGAAGUUGAUUCUAGCCAGUACUCUUUGGAACUGAUUCAGAUGGUCCAUGCGUGCCUUGACCAGGAUCCUGAGCAGAGACCCACAGCAGAUGAACUUCUGGAUCGCCCUCUUCUCAGGAAACGCAGGAGAGAGAUGGAGGAAAAAGUCACACUGCUUAAUGCACCUACAAAAAGACCAAGGUCAAGCACUGUGACUGAAGCACCCAUUGCUGUGGUAACAUCACGAACCAGUGAAGUCUAUGUUUGGGGUGGUGGAAAAUCCACUCCCCAGAAACUGGAUGUCAUCAAGAGUGGCUGUAGUGCGCGGCAGGUGUGUGCAGGGAAUACCCACUUUGCUGUGGUCACAGUGGAGAAGGAACUAUACACCUGGGUGAAUAUGCAAGGGGGUACUAAACUCCAUGGUCAGCUGGGCCAUGGAGACAAAGCCUCCUACCGACAGCCAAAGCAUGUGGAAAAGUUGCAAGGCAAAGCUAUCCGUCAGGUGUCUUGUGGUGAUGAUUUCACUGUCUGUGUGACAGAUGAAGGUCAGCUCUAUGCCUUUGGAUCUGAUUAUUAUGGCUGCAUGGGGGUAGACAAGGUUGCUGGGCCCGAAGUGCUAGAACCCAUGCAGCUGAACUUCUUCCUGAACAAUCCAGUGGAGCAGGUCUCCUGUGGAGAUAAUCAUGUGGUGGUUUUGACACGAAACAAAGAAGUCUAUUCUUGGGGCUGUGGCGAAUAUGGUAGGUGUAGCCUUGUCUCUGUCCACUUAUUCUCAGGACGACUGGGUUUGGAUUCAGAAGAGGAUUAUUAUACACCACAAAAGGUGGAUGUUCCCAAGGCCUUGAUUAUUGUUGCAGUUCAGUGUGGCUGUGAUGGGACAUUUCUGCUGACCCAGUCAGGCAAAGUGCUGGCCUGUGGACUCAAUGAGUUCAACAAGCUGGGUCUGAAUCAGUGCAUGUCUGGAAUCAUCAACCAUGAAGCGUACCAUGAAGUUCCCUACACAACCUCCUUUACCUUGGCCAAACAGCUGUCCUUUUAUAAGAUCCGUACAAUUGCCCCAGGCAAGACUCACACAGCUGCUAUUGAUGAGCGAGGCCGGCUGCUGACCUUCGGCUGCAACAAGUGUGGACAGCUGGGCGUUGGGAAUUACAAGAAGCGUCUGGGAAUUAACCUAUUGGGAGGACCCCUGGGUGGGAAGCAGGUGAUCAGGGUCUCCUGCGGUGACGAGUUUACUAUUGCUGCCACUGAUGAUAAUCACAUUUUUGCCUGGGGCAAUGGUGGUAAUGGUCGCCUGGCAAUGACCCCCACGGAAAGACCACAUGGCUCUGAUAUCUGCACCUCAUGGCCUCGGCCUAUUUUUGGAUCUCUGCAUCACGUCCCAGACCUUUCUUGCCAUGGCUGGCACACCAUUCUCAUCGUUGAGAAAGUAUUGAAUUCUAAGACCAUCCGGUCCAACAGCAGCGGCUUAUCGAUCAGAACUGUGGUUCAGAGCUCUAGCCCAGGAGGCGGCGGCGGUGGGGGAGAAGAGGAGGACAGUCAGCAGGAAUCUGAAACUCCCGAUCCGAGUGGAGGCUUCCGAGGAACAAUGGAAGCAGACCGAGGAAUGGAAGGUUUAGUCAGUCCCACGGAGGCCAUGGGGAUCAGUAGUGGGGCCAGCAGCUCCUGCCCUGGCUGGCUUCGAAAGGAGCUGGAAAAUGCAGAAUUCAUCCCCAUGCCUGACAGCCCAUCUCCCCUAAGUGCAGCUUUUUCAGAAUCUGAGAAAGAUACCCUGCCCUAUGAAGAGCUACAAGGACUCAAAGUGGCGUCUGAAGCGCCUUCGGGACACAAGCCCCCAGCAGGCGCCUGGCCGCCUCAGCUGAAUCCUGCAGCGACGUGUGCUGGGAAGGCAGCACCAUUACCUCCUACCUGUGCCUGCAGCUCUCUGCAGGGGGAGGUUGAGAGAUUGCAGGGGCUGGUGUUAAAGUGUCUGGCUGAGCAACAGAAGCUACAGCAAGAAAACCUCCAGAUUUUCACCCAACUACAGAAGCUGAACAAGACAUUAGAAGGAGGGCAGCAGGUGGGGAUGCAUUCCAAAGGAACUCAGACCGCAAAGGAAGAGAUGGAAAUGGAUCCAAAGCCUGACUUAGAUUCAGAUUCCUGGUGCCUUCUGGGAACAGACUCCUGUCGACCCAGCCUCUAGUCUCCUGAGCCUGUAUGGCCUCCAGGAAACUGGGAUCCAAAGAACUUCACAGCACACUCACUGAAUGCAGAGCGCGCUUUCCUGGCUUUGUUCACUUGCAGACAAGGAGUGCAAGGCGGAGGCUCUGAAGCACUUUCCGCGUACACUUGGAGAGUGGCAUUGCCGAUUAGAUAGGAUCUAGGAGUGGUUUUGUUUUGGAGAAUGGAGGGGCCCCAUGGCCCUGGCUUUGUCCUCAGUGGCUGCCAUAGCAACAGCAGCUCUGUACCUCAUCUGGUGAUCCCACCUUCGAAGAGGAGACACAAUGCUCACCUUAAUUUUGCUGGUAGCAGCUUAUAUCCCAUUUAUCAUUUCACCAGUACUUGGAAGCUGCCUUGGGAGUUCAGCACCAGGCAUUGCACCUCUGGGUGGAGGAGGGAAAAGUGUGAAACUCGAGUGGGCUGGAACCAGGUGGGGCCCACACAGGCUCAUCUGGAGGGUGGUGAAGUGGUCAAGCCCUCUCCGGAGCCCUGAGUCUGGGAAAAUAUGUUUGCUGGAGUCAAUCUCGGGCUUGUUUUCAGAAAGUUCAGUUACUUAGCGCAGCUAAAUGCUUUAAGAGGAAAAGUGGGCUUAGAUUGCUUUUCCUCUGAGGGUCGAUUAAAAUGUCUUCAGUGACGAAGAGAGAAAGAAGGUUAGGGUCCUUCCUCGUCACACAGCUGGGGUUGCCGUCUGUGGCCGAUGCAGGUAGGAUUCCCUGAUUCUGGAAGGUACCUCUUAGAAAAUUGAGUCAGUGGGGCAACAGGAAUGGCCUUAGAGAAAACCAUGAGGGAGAGAGGUCCUCCGUUAGCUGCCUCUACUUGGUAUCUUUAGGAAGGACUAGAGUGCCUCUGCCUUCGUGGCUCUUCAGGUCUUAUCCCACUCCCUUUCUGUAUGUCUAGUCAGUAUUAGUCUCUUUUUGGUGUUUUAUGAAGCCAUAUCAGUGAAUCUGUAUCAUCUUUCCUACUUGAGUGGCCCAAAGCCAGACGGAAACCUGGUAGUCCCUGAAGCCUAAGAGAACAGGCGGAAGCUGCCAAGCGAAAGGAAUUUGGCUGAGAGCUCCGUUCUAAUCCCCUAGUCGUUCUGUCCUUAGAGUCAAGAAGCAAGCUAGCUUUCCCAAAGAGAGAGUGUCCUCAAAGCUCUUGAUGGUUUUCACUGAAGGAUGUGAGCUUUGUGUUUUCACCUAGGCUUCCAAAAUGUUCCUUUAGUAUUUUGGGUCAUAGGACUUGCCUUGAUGAGCCUCCCAUCCUCCCUCCUUAGAAACCGCUAAAUUAAUUUUUGUUUCAUUUUCCCCAAACCAAAAAAUGAAUGUUUGAUAUCUCUUCGGUAUUUUGGAAGGACCUGUGCAAUGGAAAUUUUGCCAUUUCCCUAAAACUGAUGGGAUAAAGGCUGAUGCUUGGGGAACACCCCAUGGCUGGGGACGGGCAACUCUGUUCAAUGGGAUCUUCUUUGGUUUGAUGUUCCCAUUGUUUUCUCAAUUCUGGGAAGCCUAGUACAAUGGUACUAACGUAAUCACUAAAGCCUUUUCUUAAAGUAAGGGAAGGGGCCAACCCCAGAUUAAAGUUACAAGUUCUGGGGACUUCGGGGUUUGCUGUGAACCCCAACAGUGGGUUUUGGUUCAUCAUGUAAAUGCACCUUUGAUUUUUUUUUAAGGACUGACUGGCUUUUCACGUUCCUGUAUCCCUCAUACUCACCAUCUCAGCAGGCCUGAGAGGCAGGCUCAGUUUGGGUGUUAAUCCUGAGUAUUGCUUCUGCUGUGAAACUGAGGAACAGGGGCACGUUGCUGAGACGGGGAUGGAAGUGAGCAUGGAAGAGAGGGAAGAGCCCUGCUCUUGUUCCAGAGGGAGCCGUUCCCUAGCAGGGGAACACUGCUCAUUUUCUCCAACAUGUUCCCUCAGGAAGUCUCGUUUGCUGUUGAUCUGGCUGAGAAUCUGAGUUCUGUGCCUUAGAGACAAUUUGCACUUUCCCAAUUGUGCCUGGGACAGCCACAUGACUUCUCCCACCAAACAGCUAUGCAAACAGAAACCAGUUCAAAGGUGGCGGCCAUGCAUUAGAUAAAAACUGAAAGGUUAGGCAGCAGAGAUGCCUUUGAAUGGUUUUCUGUAGCUAAUUCUCUUGAAGUUUGUCCUGCUUUGCUUCUUUCUGCAGCACGAGGUGUUUUCAGUUUCCCAGUAGUAUUGCUUUUGAGUUACCGUAUAACCUGAGUUACUCCUCCGCUCUGACAUUGUUGCUGAAGAACUAGCUCAUUGUUAGCCAGAUGUUUGAAAGGUUGAGGGUGGAGUGGUUUGGCAUUUCUGUUUUAAAUAAACAUUUAAACUCUCAAUCAGUGCUAUGCCUGCGCAUGGACCUUAGUCACUGGGGAUGAAACACCCAGAUACGAGGCCUUCGUGAAUCUUUGAUUCAGUGAGUCUUUCUCUAAAUAAAUAAAAGACCUUGUAACAGAAACAACACAAGGCACAUUUGCACACAUAAUCUUUGCUUCUUUUCCAGUUUCUUUUUCUUGCUAACAGAAUCAUCUCUGCUGCUACAACUUUUUUCCCCCAAACUUGUCAAAUACAGUGCUUAAAAUGCAGAGGGAGGGGAAAAAAUGAGCCACUGGAAGAGGAAAGAGCACUUCUUGUACUAACCUCCUCAGUCACAGUGGGCUUUUUCUAGUGAUUAUGUGUGUCUAUGUUUACAAAACUGUUUUCCCUCUGAGAGGGUGAACACUCUUUGGUCUCCCUGGCAUAGCACAGCCAAGUUACCCCUUCUCUUGGCUGAGCAUUUCACUGAAGUUUAAAGUUAAAAGCAGCCUCAAACUCACAUUUCAUUUGACUUGCCAUAUAUUUGGAAACAUUCAUAACAGAAAGAACAACUCUGGAGCAAGGAUGUAUUAUAAAUAAAUUCUUUCAAAUGAGUA